This is a messenger RNA of Sinocyclocheilus anshuiensis, 1083 nucleotides long. RefSeq names its product protein FAM19A2-like. NCBI's taxonomy places the organism in Eukaryota, Metazoa, Chordata, Actinopteri, Cypriniformes, Cyprinidae. Bases 1 to 399 code for a protein of 132 amino acids. The record is from RefSeq and is a predicted model, not a curated record. The transcript is spliced from 4 exons. Gene Ontology annotation, molecular function: receptor ligand activity.
AUGCGGGAGCGGGAACUGCAGCGUGUGGGCAGGAGAUUGCUGCUGUUGGGCAUCUGUCUGCUGUCUCUCUGGGGUCAGCUGAGUCUGGCCUCAACACAUCGCAGCCAUAUUGUGCACGUCAAAGCGGGAACCUGUGAGGUCAUUGCAGCCCACCGCUGCUGUAACAAGAACAAAAUCGAGGAGCGCUCCCAAACUGUCAAGUGUUCUUGCUUCCCUGGGCAAGUUGCUGGGACAACAAGAGCGGCUCCUUCCUGUGUGGACGCUUCUAUAGUAGCACAGAAGUGGUGGUGUCAGAUGCAGCCGUGUAUGGAGGGCGAAGAGUGUAAGGUGUUGCCGGAUCUAAAAGGUUGGAGCUGCAGCACGGGAAACAAAGUCAAGACGACCAAGGUCACACGAUAGUCUGGGACCAAUAAACAUUUGGGACUAGCAGUUUUUUUUUAUCAAAGCAAUGGACAUAGACUUCAAACUACUUCACAACUAUUGGGAUCAAGUUGUUGGACCUCAGUUGAAUACUAAUGUAAUUUGGAAUGGACCAUUUAAACAUGGAAUUUUUCACUCUUUUUUUUCCCUCCUCUUAUAUUUUCUCUUGUGUCGGACAAGAUCAUACACCAUGUAAAGUAAAUAUUCCAUAAAAAUCAAGAUGUGGACCAGUUCAGAGACAAUUCUGCGAUUUCAGAACAAUGGAUUACAUUUCCUUUUUGGAGCGAAAGUGGACUUGAAAGGUUCGCUUAUUACUUGAAUCAUAUGUUCCAGAGGCACUAAUAUUCAGUCCCCUAUCCUUUGGUGCCAAUAUUUCUUUCUUCUACUAUGGGCAGACUUUUUGAUCAGUGUGAAGUGUAUGAUUUUUGGGUAUGGUUUUGGGGGCACUCAGCUCCAUUUUGAAACAGACUUGUGCAAGAGCAAGAGGCAGGUAUGACGCUAAGAAUUACAGGUAUUAAUAAUGGAUGGAAAAGUUGAAGUGGUCUACGGGAGCAGUGAAAAAGAAGAUAGCAAAAAGAUUUAUUGUUUGUUUUUAAAAGCCUUGGCGGCCAAUAUUGAGUCAAAGUGUCAGUAUUAUCUCAAAUAAAAGUAUCUCUAUGGGAA